AUGGACAACGAGGAUCUUAUUGAUUACGAGGAGGAAGUGACUGUGGCUCCCUCCACCGGCACCACCACCGAGACCACGACCACGACCACGGCCGCGGCGGGUGAAGAAAAAGACAAGAAGGGCAGCUACGUCGGUAUCCACUCGACGGGUUUCCGUGACUUUUUGCUGAAGCCCGAGCUGCUCCGUGCGAUCAGUGACCUUGGUUUCGAGCACCCCUCCGAGGUGCAGCAGGAGUGCAUUCCCCAGUCGAUUCUCGGCAUGGAUGUGCUUUGCCAGGCCAAGUCUGGUAUGGGUAAGACGGCCGUGUUUGUGCUUGCCACGCUGCAGCAGAUUGAGCCGGUCGACGGCGAGGUGUCGGUCAUUGUCAUGUGCCACACGCGUGAGCUGGCCUACCAGAUCAAGAACGAGUACGCUCGUUUCACCAAGUACAUGCCCGAGGUGCGCACCGCUGUCGUGUAUGGUGGUACGCCCAUCCGUGAGGAUCAGGCGAUGCUUGCGGACAAGACCAAGUGCCCCCACAUUAUUGUCGGCACGCCCGGUCGUAUGAACGGUCUGGUGCGCGACAAGUCGCUCAAGGGUGGUGAAGUGAAGCACUUUGUGCUGGACGAGUGUGACAAGAUGCUCGACAACCUUGAAAUGCGCCGCGAUGUGCAGGAGAUCUUCCGCGCGACGCCCCACCACAAGCAGGUGAUGAUGUUCAGUGCGACGCUCUCCAAGGAGAUCCGCCCCACCUGCAAGAAGUUCAUGCAGAACCCGCUGGAGAUCUACGUCGACGAUGAGACGAAGCUCACGCUGCACGGUCUGCAGCAGCACUACGUCCGCCUCGAGGAGUCCGCCAAGAACCGCAAGCUGAACGACCUGCUCGACUCGCUCGAGUUCAACCAGGUGAUUAUCUUUGUCAAGUCGAUCUCGCGUGCGAAUCAGCUUGACCAGCUCCUGCGCGAGUGCAACUUCCCUUCGAUCUCGAUCCACGGUGGUCUGCCCCAGGACGAGCGUAUCAAGCGGUACCAGCAGUUCAAGAACUUUGAGAAGCGUAUCCUUGUCGCGACCGACAUCUUUGGCCGUGGUAUCGAUGUGGAGCGUGUCAACGUCUCCAUCUCGUACGACACGCCGUCGGACGCGGACUCGUACCUGCACCGUGUCGGCCGUGCGGGUCGUUUCGGUACCAAGGGUCUUGCCAUCACCUUUGUGUCCAGCGAUGAGGACGCCGAGGUGCUCAAGCAGAUCCAGAGCCGCUUCGAGGUGGCCGUCCCAGAGCUCCCCGAGUCGAUCGAGGCCAGCUCGUACAUGAACGCAUAA
Molecule: messenger RNA, 1299 nt
Organism: Malassezia japonica
Lineage: Eukaryota; Fungi; Basidiomycota; Malasseziomycetes; Malasseziales; Malasseziaceae
Gene: SUB2
Product: RNA helicase
Exons: 2
Coding region: 1-1299 (432 amino acids)
Biological process (GO): mRNA splicing, via spliceosome; mRNA export from nucleus
Molecular function (GO): RNA binding; RNA helicase activity; ATP binding
Source: RefSeq, a predicted model, not a curated record